Cydia amplana is the source of this 5809-nucleotide messenger RNA. It is a transcript of the gene Neurl4, whose product is annotated as neuralized-like protein 4. The coding region runs from base 385 to 5463 and encodes 1692 amino acids. The transcript has 31 exons. Lineage: Eukaryota; Metazoa; Arthropoda; Insecta; Lepidoptera; Tortricidae. The record is from RefSeq and is a predicted model, not a curated record.
AAGUAUGUCAUAUAAGUCAAAUUAGUUAAAUGUCAAACAUUUUCACAGUGACUUUAGUUUUCGUAUGACUUCCUUUUAAAAUUGGGAAAUCAUAAAAUAAAACUGGACUGUAUUGCUUCAAAAGACAAAUGCAAAGAUCUGUUGUGAUGUGUUCUUUCUUAUAUAUUUUCAAGAGUGUUUCUAGUCCAUUGUAAUGAAUGAGAAAGGUUUUAAAAGUAAUUAACACCCCACCACCAUGGGGUGUGGAGUGAGAAUGCGGCAAUGAAGAAAUUGUGUAAAUAUAUAAAAGAGACAAUGAUGUGUGGGUAUAAAGGGACUUUAAGGUCAUUAAGAGUCCAAAUACUAUAGUUACAGUAUGUAUGGCUGAAGGAGCGAGAGCAAACAAUGAGAUUUCAUAGAAGGUGUGGUGACAGAGUCACGCUUCUAAAUGACAACACUACAGCUGUAAGGAAUUUUGUUGAGUUCAAUCAUGGCUUGAUACUUAGCGCGGAACCCCUGAAGGAUGAUGUUAUGUUUGAAGUGUGUAUUGAUAGAAAGGUCAAUGUGUGGAAUGGAAGCCUUGAAAUUGGCGUUACUACCCUGGACCCGGAGUUCAUGGAACUGCCGGCGACAGCUACAAAAUUGAGGAAUACAGCUUGGAUAAUGUCUGGCAGCUCAAUCGUGAAGGAUGGUGUUACACUUGUUAAUUCCUAUGGUCCCGAACUCGACACACUCAGCGAGGGAGACUGUGUUGGUGUUAUGAAAACAGCCAAGGGGGAGUUAUUGUUUUAUGUGAAUAGUCGAUGCCUUGGGGUGGCAGCUAAGGACCUGCCUAGUAAACUGUUUGCCGUCAUAGAUUUAUAUGGGCAGUGUGUUCAAGCUUCUAUCACUCAUGUACAUGGCAUGAGGCCCAUUAUGGAAACCAGUAUAGAUCAGUUGGAAGAGGAUCCCAACAAUGAUGACACUUUAACAUCGAGUGACAUGGAUGUUGUGCCACUACCCCCGGACCUGCUGCAACCGAAGCCGUCUCAAGAUGUUUAUGUCCCGAUCGCCUCUGAGGGUGCCUGUGCUCUUGUAGCACAGGAUCGUUUAAGGUUUCACCCAAGAAGUGGGAUACUUGUAAAAUUAUCAGCUAAUAAUAAAUCAGCAGAAAGGGCUAGGCCUUUGGACGACUACAACAAUGGCGUAGUGAUGACGCACCGACCGUUGUAUGACAACGAACUGUUUGAGAUACGCAUCGACAGGCUAGUCGACAAAUGGAGUGGUAGCAUUGAGGUCGGUGUAACAUCUCACAAUCCGGCAACAAUCAGAUUUCCUUCCACCAUGACGAACAUGGACUCCGGUACCAUCAUGAUGUCAGGCUGCAAGGUGCUCAUGAACGGCCACGGCAUGUGCAUGGAGUAUGGGAACUUCAAUCUUGAUGAACUAAGGGAAGGGGACACCGUUGGUAUGAUGAGAAAGAGCACUGGCAAACUGCAUUACUUUAUCAACGGCGUGGACCAAGGCAUAGCCACGGAUAAAGUGGAACAACAAGUCUGGGGAGUUGUUGAUCUCUAUGGCAUGACUGUAAAGGUCACUAUAGUGGACCCGUGUGAGGACAUGGACACGACCGUUACCAACGCGCCGGUCGUGCUCGGCGCUCCCGCCCUGCCUGCUCCGAGCAGGAUAAGACAAAGAUUAGAUGAAGAUAGCCUUUUAUUUCAUACGCUGCGUGAUUCGAAUGUUAUUAUUAUUAAUGAUGGUAAGACUGCUCAUAGGCCUAAUGCUUUCGAAUACUUCAAUAACGGGAUAGUGAUGACGAACCGCACAUUGAGGACCAACGAACUGUUUCAAGUGCGUCUCGACUUGGUUAUCCCUAAGUGGGCCGGAAGCAUUGAAAUUGGGGUCACGCAGCAUUCUUCAAACGAUUUAUUAUUUCCAUACAAAAUGAGCAACGCAAAAUCUGGCACUUGGGCAAUGACCGGAGAAGAUGUAAUACGAGACGGGACCACCAUCAUCCCGCAAUACGUUAGGAAUCUCAACAGACUCGUGGAGGGGGACACCGUGGGCGUGAUGCGCAAGGACAUGGGCAUACUGCACUUCUUUGUGAACGGCGUGGACCAGGGACCCGCGGCCUUCAACAUCCCCGACCAUGUGUUCGGGCUAGUCGACUUGUACGGGCGAGUGGCGCAGGCGACCAUAGUGGAGGCGUACACGCCGCCCGCCGCUUACUCGCCGGAGUCACCUCUCUCUACUGAGUCAAACGCUACUAUUUAUCCAGAGAUGUGUUUCCACCGCCUGCACGGGCGCAACGCGCGGCUGUCCCGCAGCCGGCUGACCGCGUCGCGCGCCACCGUCUACUCGGAGUUCAACGACGCCGUGCUGUUCAGCUCGCGGCCGCUGCGCGAGUGUGACAUGUUCGAGCUGCGCAUCGACAAGAUGGUCGACUGCUGGAUCGGCAGCUUGGAGAUCGGUGUAACCGCAAUCCGUCCGGACGAUCUCGAAGCGAACGGUGGAGUCGGCGCCAUAGCAGGCACGGCGACCGACCUCAACUGGGACACGUACAUCCUGAGCGGCGCGGCCAUGAUGAAGGACGGCGAGUGCGUGCGCAGCGGCUACCCGCUCGACCUGGACACCCUCACCGUCGGGAGCAGAGUCGGCAUGAUGUGGCACGCGGACCGCAGCCUGCACUACUACCUGGACGGCAUGGACAUGGGCAAGGCGUGGUACGUGCCGCACCUUAACAUCUACGCCGUCGUCGACCUUUACGGACAGUGCACGCAGGUUACGAUUCUGCAAAACGAGGAAAGAGCUUUCAACUACAAUGGCUGCACCAAUUCUGAUAACUCGCUGCUGAGCAACUCAAGAGCAUUGUCAUCGCCCCCGCCGCCAUAUUGGAGUUUCUCGGAGUACUGCGGUGACAACAUCUGCAUAAUGCACGACUACUCGUUCGCGCGCCGGCUCACGCCCGACCCCACCGCCGCGCUCGUGUUCAGCUCCGCGCACUUGGCUGUCGGCGAGAUAUUCGAGGUGAAGAUCGUGGAGUGCAAGUCGGGGUACGCGGGCAGCUUCCGCAUGGGCGUGACGGACAUCAACAUCCUCAACGUGCACGUCAACCGCAGCCUCCCCCCCACCGUCGCUCUGCUGCCGCACUACACUGCCUACAUAGACGGUAAAUACAUGAAGUACUCGCGUCACAACGAGAAGGAGCACUCGCUGCGCUCGUUCGUGCCGUCGUUCGACUGGCUGCGCCCCGGCGACCGCGUCGGGCUCAAGAAGACCAACGAUGGCCGCGUGCUCGUCUACUACAACUCCGAGCUGCUCGAGACCGCCUUCGAGAACGUUCCCGAUAAAGUAUACGUGGUGAUGGAAAUAUUCGGUCACGUGACGAAGAUCCAAGCAGUCUCCAAAGGAGCCAACGUGGGGACGGCGCUGCCGCAGCACACCAUUCCGAACGACGAGUACGUGAAGGCGCCGGCGCUGACCGCCGCGGCCAAGAACGCGACCAACGCGAGCGUGGCUCACUCGGUGCAGAACAACGCUAACAACGAAACUGUAGCACAGGCCCAAGUGGAAGUGACGGAAGACACGAACGAUGAGUCGAGCCACUCGAACGAUGUCGUGUCUUCGAACGUGGAGUUGCUGGCCGCCAGCAACGACACGCUGACCGUGCCCACGGAGACCUCCACCCUUACCGUGGUGAGCGCCGACUCGCGCCGCCGCCGCAACCCGCUGCCCUACACCUUCCACUACGUGCACGGGAAGAAUAUCAAGCUCUGUAGCUCAGAUACCGUGGCAAUGCGUACAUCAGGAUACAAAGACGGAAUCGCAAUUGUCAGCCAACCACUUCGGAGGGGUCACAAUUUUAGGUUUCGCGUGGACAAGGUGGGCGGCGACUGGUCGGGCAGCAUCUCGCUGGGCGCGGUGGGCGCGCUGCCCGCCGACUCGCUGCCGCAGUGCGCCAUGCACCUCGACCCGCCCAUCUGGGCCGUCACCAGCGACCUGCUGCACGACAACGGCACCUUCAAAAAGACGCAAAUGGCAUCUGCGUUCGACGAGCUGACCGAGCAGUCGGUGCUGACGCUCCACUUCCGGUUCAACAGCGAGCUGGUGGUGGACGUGGACGGCGGCGUCAUGGGCGUGGUGGGCAUCGUGCCGCGCGCCUUCAGCCACGUCUACCCGCUCAUCGACCUAUACGGCCGCGUGCACCAGGUAUCCGUGCUGCUUCAUCCGACUGUGGUGGCGAGCGGCGCCUCCCUCGACCUACCCAUCAUCGCGGAGAACCUGCGCGAGGAGUCGCUCGCCGAGCUCGAGCUGCUCGACGACGACGAGGACAUGAUGCCCAAACUCACUCCAGAAACUCCCGAAAUUCACCCGAAGCGCAAAGCCAAAGCCUACAGCCACGACAACCUCCUAGGGGACUCUUCGGACCCCCUGUACUCUGAACCCGGCCCCAGCACACAUCCCGACCCGCCGACGCACAGUCUUCCAAACGAAAACGACGCCAAAAAUAAGCAAAUCAAAUGCAGAAAAAUAUGCACCAACCGCACCGUGCUUCACCAGAGCUUGAUAAUAACGCCCACUCCCAUCGAUAACAACGAGUCCGCUAAUCGAUGCAUACAAAAAAGUCACUCUACGCAUAGUUUUUGUCAAUUACCGGAUGAGAAUAAUUUAGAUGUGGACAAUAAGGACACGGUCAGGCUCGCGUUCAGCGCGGGCGACGAGCCGGGCGCGCCGGCCGAGGGGCGCGCGCGGUGCUGCGACACCAACAUCCGCCACAACGACCGCUACCCCGAGGCCAGCGACGUCGACAGCCUCGACACCGAGAUCAUGGACGCACUCGCGCUCGAGACCGGCAACCUGCCGGACCUCACCGAGGAGCACUCCUCUUCUAUCGACGAAUCCACUCGCCGCGACGACCUGUGGACGGAAUCUCUCUCCGUCGAGAAUCUCAAUUACUUGAAUCGAAUACUUUGUCUGGACCAGCAGAGCUCGGAGGGACAGAGUCUGGAGGCGGAGUGGGAGGCGCGGGGGGAGAGCUGCGAGCACCUGCACGUAGUGCUCAAGUACUGGCAUUUUCUGGUGUUGCCCUACCCCGAGUUGCGGCGCGCCGUGUUCAGCGGCCAGCUGCGCUGCUACUGCCGUAACUGCCAGCCGGACGCCCCACCACCUUUGGCAGGAUGGGUGCGCAUCGAGCGCGCGGAGGGCGGCGGGGCCCGCGCGUACUGGCACGCGGUGCGCGCCGUGCUGGGCUCGGCGCAGGUGUGCGACGGCGCGGGCGCGGCGCGCCGGCCGCGCUCGCUCGCGCCCGCGCCGCGCGCCAACCACCCCAACCACGACAUAUGGUUUGAUGAAGAAGGCAAACCUCACCACACAGUUUUGGCUAUAGAAAUUGACGUAGAAAGUCCAGACGCCACGCGCGACCGCCUAUUGGCGUUCCUGAUAUUUCUGAAAUCUCACUCUGUCCAGCACAACGACGACAACCCGCUGAGCCUCGAUGAUUAAGCACGCCGAUCUCCACUAUCUACUCAACGUACAUAUUAUAUAUCCGAUAUUAUACAUUAUUUUUAAGGGGCACAAAUGGUUGUCAUAUAAGUAUUAAAUGAAACUUAACGAGACGUCAGCCGUCUGUAUAUUAUUAGCAAGUAACAUGUGUUAGGUAUAAUGUUAUGGUCAAACUUCUCCAUCUUACAGAUUCACCUGUACACGUGCUUUACUAGUCUUAUUAUUUUAUAAGCACUGUUGUGAUCUCAGUCUACUGACUAAGUUAUCUUUUAUAUUAUUUAUUAUCACGGCGUUUGUAUUAUUCAUAGUUAUUUAAAUAUAACGACAAAUAAGUAUGUUUAAGGUC